Messenger RNA from Ascochyta rabiei, 741 nucleotides. RefSeq lists its product as uncharacterized. The transcript has a single exon. The record is from RefSeq and is a predicted model, not a curated record. Bases 1 to 741 code for a protein of 246 amino acids. NCBI's taxonomy places the organism in Eukaryota, Fungi, Ascomycota, Dothideomycetes, Pleosporales, Didymellaceae.
AUGAUCUUUCAACGGCUUGAUGGUAGCGGCCAGCCUCAUCUUCUGACUCUCGAGAUUGUCAUUGCGCGCAAAUCAUCAAGUCUCACCAGUAUAUCGCGUCGGUUCAUUGUCCUCCCGAGUACAAAGUUUGGGUCGCUUACCGGGAACCAAGAUGGCUUCCAAUCGGUAGUUUUGUGCGUCUUUGCGUGCAGGUUCGCUCCGGCAUCAUCCCGGGACGUGCAAUGCUGGAGGGAGAGGAGGCUUGCUGUACGAACGGACCACGAGGGGAAGACAGGGCGCCAUCAAACCUCGGUAUCCCUACUCUUGCAAGAUUGGAUGGAUUUUGCUCCGAAGUGGGCUGGCCAGUGUAAUUUCGUUGCGUUUGAGAAUGCCUGUCGCGAGUUGCAAGAACUGAUGAAGAUGUUCAGGUACCCGCGCAAAGAUUGGGCGGUAACGAGCGGAAUGGCAAGCAUGGAUGAGCUUGCUAAAACAGCUGUCAGGUCGGGCGAUUGUCAUCUCGUCGCGCAUAUUGCUGCAUGCGGCGAUUUCUCUAUCUCAUUUGCAACUCUGUGGCGCUCGUAUACGUACUUUAUCAUCGUCAUGCCAGAGAUGAUCACACACGAGGAGCGGAACUUGGGGCCUGAUCGUCACCGGAUUCACAGGUUACGACAUCGGUUGACGAAUAUGUGUAUAUCGCGACGAUCUGAAUCGAAUGCGACAAUUGAUCAAUCCCAUGGGAGCGCGGUCUCGUUGGUAAGAUGA